AAUAUUAUUUGGUCUAACAAAGGCAAACAGUUCUUCUACGCGAAUUCAGCGAUUUUAAUAUAAAUUUUAAACUAUUAAAUAGGUUUAACAGUUCAAUAGUCUUGUAAAUUUAAUUAAAAGCAUUUUAUUUAAAAUAAUUUGUAAUGAUUACUGAAGAGAACGACUGUAAUGAUGGAGGCACAAGAACAGCGAAAAAAGUAUCAACAAGCGGUGCCGGUAACAGCUUUAUUCCUAUGCCCAAGCAUAUACCAUUUCCAGAUUGCAGUGGUUCUUCUGAAAUAGUAAAUGAAUUGAUUUUGUUUCUAUUUAUAUCGUGUUGUUCAGCGAUGCAAUUUAUAAAUAUAUAUCGCACUCUUUGGUGGCUACCAGAUUCAUACAUCAAUCAUACAGUGAACAUUUAUCUUAUUGAUCCUUAUUUGGUUGCAUUUCUAUUAGUAUUCAGUUCUCGUCGACUGAUUUAUUGUGGCUUUUUACAUUGUUUUGAUAAGCUCCCGCGUAGUAAAAAACUUCGUUAUUAUCGUAAAAUUGCACGUUACGUCUACGGUGGAUACGUUUUGUUUGAACUUUGUUUCUGUGCAUACCGAAUUGGUUCACGGCAUACAUAUCUCUCCAUAUUUGUAUUAUUUUAUCCCAUCAUUGUCUACUUGAUUAUGUUCGGUUUUCGUAUGGAACCAUUUUUACGAAGCUCAUGUGUUGUAGAAGGUGCCUAUCUAAAUGGUAUGCCAAUGCAUUGCUGCUCCUCUAACCCAGCAACUAUACGUGAAGAAAUUGAUUUGUUGCGUAUUGAUUUUAAUAAUCGUUUUAAACAGAUUAUGUUCACUGCAUCAAUUAAUGCCUAUUACGCUGGUUUCUUGCCGUGCGUAUUUGCCGUUUCUAUAAAUUAUAAUUUUUCUUGGAUUGCGCAGCAAAUCUUCUUUAUGUGGGUUAGUGGCUUAACUAUGUGUACAGUUUUUAUGUUUCCAUCCAAAUAUUGUGAUAUAUUGCAUCGUGCUUGUCUACAUCUUGGAAUGUGGGUGCCUUUAAAUGCGAUGGCUUCUAUUGGAAGUGGUGUACCACCGCUUGCUUCACCAGCAGUGGCGUGGAGUAAAUCAGCGUUAUGGUUUAAUAAUAUUAUAAUCAAGUAUAAUGGUGAGUUAUAUCGUUGUUAUGGGCCAGUAACAGUAGCAUUACCUGGAGAUUCCACACAUUCGAGAUUUUAUAAACUUUUUAGUUAUCCUCCCACAAUAUAUAUAGUACUUUCUAUUGUUCAAGUCACCAUCAUCUUUUCUCAAAUCGCUGUGCUCUAUAAGACUGUUGAAUGGCAUUUUAUCUUAUCAAUUACUUUCGUUGCUUUUACAAAUCAAUUUACAUUUUAUAAACUAUUUCGUGAUUAUUUAUUGACGAAACGGGUUUACAGUUCCGAAACCGCCAUAAUUGUUGGUGACAAAAAAUCGCAAACAAAAUUAAAGGAUAACUAAGUUUUCUAUUGUUUCACCCUUCACAGCAACUGUGUGAAAAUAAAUAUUAUAAGUUUGUAAAGAUGUAUUUAACACAAUAAUGGUGUUAUCAGAGUUCACAUAAGCUAUUAAUGUUCUUAUUAAUCGUAAUAAAAUUGAUCGAUUUAGCAAAGUUAAUCUAUACAUUCUAUUAAUAUUGAAGACAUAUAAUUCCACUGAUUAAAUAAAACUGUUGUAAAAAGAUAAUUGUUAUAAAGCAUUGUAAAAAACUCAACUUAUAAAUGAAAUUGUAUAACUAAUAUAUCAUGUAGCAGCUUUGUAAAAUGAAAUGAUCUUGUAUUAUUAAAUAUAAAUGCGCAUACAAAUAAACACCGUGGAAAAGAAUUGAAAGAAGAGGAAAAAAUACAAUACUUAUAUGUGUGAAGGGUAUUAAAGCUUCGGCAAAGCCAAAGCUAACUUUCUUGUUUUUGUUUUUAUAUUAAAUAUGUUAUAUAGAUUUAGUUAUUUAUGAAUC
Messenger RNA from Teleopsis dalmanni, 1950 nucleotides. Its product is annotated as transmembrane protein 39A. The transcript is spliced from 4 exons. The coding region runs from base 144 to 1457 and encodes 437 amino acids. Lineage: Eukaryota; Metazoa; Arthropoda; Insecta; Diptera; Diopsidae. The record is from RefSeq and is a predicted model, not a curated record. Gene Ontology annotation, cellular component: membrane.